AACCGCGGCGGGCUGGUCCAAAGUCCAAACCACGAGGCAACUCACAAUAUUACUACUCACUCAUUCAUCAAAUCUACACCUUCCCUCUUCCCACCAAACUCAACUACCAUCCCCCACCACCACCGUGCACGGCGGCGUGUGGUGGAACUUCGGGAUCACCUCUCUGCUAGUUUACAAAGAGCUGAUCAUCAAGUUCCGGAGAUCGAGGAGAGGUAAAGAGAGAGAGAGUGGGGGAAAAUGGGUCAAAGCCAUAGCUGCACCAAUCAUCACCACAACAGCCAUGAGAAGGGUAGUGUUGCUGCACUGUUUGGUGCAGUUGCCGAUGGUGAGUUGGAGAUUGUUGAAGCUAUGUUGAAGGAACACCCUUCUCUCUUAGAACACUCCAAUGGCCGUGCAAAGUUGUCACUUCUUCAUGUAGCUGCUGCCAAUGGGAGAAUCCAGGUUCUUUCUAUGUUGCUGGAGCGAGAUGUUAAAGCAGACAUCUUGAACCGCUAUAAACAGACUCCAUUAAUGUUGGCUGCGAUGAAUGGAAGGACUGGUUGUGUAGAAAAGCUUAUUCAAGCUGGAGCUAAUAUAUUGAUGUUUGACUCUUCGCGACGACGAACAUGCUUGCACUAUGCUGCUUAUUACGGUCAUGCAGAUUGCCUUAAGGCUAUUCUUUCUGCUGCUCAUUCCACACCUGUUGCUGAUUCAUGGGGAUUCGCCAGAUUCGUGAAUAUAAGAGAUGGAAAUGGUGCCACCCCGCUGCACCUUGCUGCUCGUCAAAGGCGGCCUGAGUGUCUCCACGCCCUUUUGGAUACUGGGGCUCUUGUUUGUGCUUCAACUGGUGGAUAUGGUUACCCUGGGAGUAUGCCGCUUCAUAUGGCUGCCCGUGGUGGCUCCAUGGACUGUGUCCGGAUGUUGCUUGCUUGGGGAGCAGAUAGGCUGCAAUUAGAUUCUUCUGGGAGAAUACCAUUCACAGUUGCUCUUAAGCACAAGCACAAGGCAUGCGCUGCCCUUCUUGAUCCUUCAUCAGCAGCGCCGCUUGUUUGGCCGUCCCCGUUAAAGUUCAUCAGCGAGCUCAAUCAGGAAGCAAAGGCUUUACUGGAGAAGGCCUUGCUAGAAGCUAACAAGGAGAGAGAAAAGACUCUGUUAAAGGAGGCGGAUAGACUGCCAUCAAUAUUGCAUUCAGAAAGCAAAGAUGAUGAUGAUAUUGCUUCCGACUCUGAGGAAAGCAAUCUGGAAUUAUGCUGUAUAUGUUUUGACCAAGCAUGUACAAUUGAGGUCAGACCUUGUGGCCAUCAAAUGUGUGCUCAUUGCACCCUUGCACUUUGCUGCCACAAGAAGCCCGAUCCAGCCACGACUUGUGCCCCCGGUCCUGCUUGUCCAUUUUGCCGAGGCACCAUUCUUCAAUUAAUUGUUGCUAAAAUCAAGAUUAGCAGUGAAACAGAAGCCGAGUCCAACCCUACAAAGCCAAGAAGGUCUAGAAAAUCAAAUUUCAGUGAAGGGAGCAGCAGCUUCAAGAGUUUGUCAGCCAUGGGCUCCUUUGGAAAGAUCGCUGGGCGCAAUUCAGGAAAGAUUGAGGCCGAAAAGCAAUGAGAGGGGAUUGCUUAGCAUCGAUAAGGGUGUUAUUUUUUGGGCCUCCAUGACAGAAGGAAACUGUUAUGAGUGAUGGGUCUACACAUGCUGGGGAAUAGCUACAUUAAGUAUUAAAUUCGAGUUCAAUUUUUUCGCCUUGUCUGAUGGAUCAUCGCUAAGAUCAUGCAAGACAAUAGGUGAGCCGAAUUCUUGAAUGGUGUGUUUGAGUCUUUGUAGUCUAAUAUUCAGUUGGCUGCACUUGGGGCACCAGGAAUUUCUGUUUUUUUCUUUUACUUUUUUUUUCACCAAAUUAUAAAGUAUAGUAUUCAUGAUAUUAAGGUUAUUAAUAUGCCCUGAAGUUGAAGCUCCAUUGUGGUAAACCUCUAUGGAUUUGUAAUAGUAAAAAACAGAUUGUAUUCAUUCAUCACCCUUGUGGGUGGAAGAAAAGUUUUCACCUGAA
Molecule: messenger RNA, 2017 nt
Organism: Arachis ipaensis
Lineage: Eukaryota; Viridiplantae; Streptophyta; Magnoliopsida; Fabales; Fabaceae
Product: putative E3 ubiquitin-protein ligase XBAT31
Molecular function (GO): protein binding
Source: RefSeq, a predicted model, not a curated record